AUGGAGAUAUGCCCAUCACAGCAACUGUCCUUGGAACCAUUGGUACAGUGUAUGCAUCCUCUUCUCCAGCAAGCUGCUGUAAGUUUCCUCUUGCACAUUCAACAACCGCAGAACUCGAUGUCCAUGAAGAAUGAGCCUCUAACGGUUAGCAGGAAAUGGGCAACCUGGAAAGCCACUUUCAUGGUCCUCUUUGUGGGCGCGGUAUUUGGCAGUAUAGAAACUGCCUUAAUCCUCAUACUGAGGCCCCUCCACAACAAGGGGAACAACGCCCCAAUGUUUGUUCUCGGCGUCCUGGCAGCCGUCCUGCUUGGAGGUGGUCUGCUUCCUCCGUACAGAGAAAUCUGGAAGCGGAGGGGCAGGGUAAUUGGCAUCAACUGGCUCUUCUUGGCCAUGGACUGGUCUGGAUCAUUUUGCUCUCUUAUGGCGCUAGUUGCUCAAAACACUUUCGAUGUCUUAGGAGGUGUCAUCUACAUCGUGAUUUGUCUUCUCGAGAUGGGCAUUGGUGUCUCCCAUUUGACCUGGUUGUUCCGCACCGGGAGCAUCCGCAAGGAGGCCGCUGCUCAAGGGAAAACUUUUGACGACAUCCUGGCAGAACAUGAGGCCAACGGUACACCAUUCAAGUUCGCUGAACGCAAGAGCCGCAGGCAGCAGCCGAGGCAGCAAGUCGACGAGGAAGCGAAGAUUGAAGGAUCCAACAACAGCAAGGAAUUCGUCUCUGGGAGCUCUUCGUCGUCUUCAGAGCACUCGUCUUGA
Molecule: messenger RNA, 753 nt
Organism: Thermochaetoides thermophila DSM 1495
Lineage: Eukaryota; Fungi; Ascomycota; Sordariomycetes; Sordariales; Chaetomiaceae
Exons: 9
Coding region: 1-753 (250 amino acids)
Source: RefSeq, a predicted model, not a curated record